Molecule: messenger RNA, 226 nt
Organism: Ambispora leptoticha
Lineage: Eukaryota; Fungi; Glomeromycota; Glomeromycetes; Archaeosporales; Ambisporaceae
Source: the annotation of a GenBank genome assembly
GAAAGUCUUGAAUUAUACAGGGUUAAAACUCAUUGUAUUAAGGAAGAACUUCGACGAGUAACAGUUUGCGGAUACUUUGUGCGAGAAUUUAGUGGUACUUAUUACUUCGAAUUAAAAAAAUUAUAUCAAGUUGGUCCUUACGAUCACACGAUUUUAACAGCAGAUGAAAGAUACGAGGACUUUGAACUUGAUGAAAUUACUGGUGGAUUAGACCAUCAAUUACCAA